CUGAAAAUUCCGAAAGGAACGACGUGGCCGGUACUUCGGAGGAGGGCCAGGUUAUACAUGCGUAUACCCCCUUGGAGCAUCCCAAUAGACCUCAAAAAUCUGCAAAAAGACCUCUCAAAAAACGGCCCACUAGACGUACACUUCUUGUGGAAAGCGAAUCUUCCGAGGACGACACAUCCUUCAGCAGAGACCCAAAGUCUAAAAGGCCGCGUAAAUUUUCCGAAAGGUUUCAUGCUUCACUACAAGCAAGAGGCACCCCCACAGUCUCCAAAGUAUCACAAAGGCUAAAACCUACGAUCCCCUCAACUUCAACUACUGCUAGGUAUCACAGCGCUGAGCUAUUGAAACAUGUACAUAUGACUAUAGAGCAGAUCAUUUACAGACAUCCUGCUAUAAGGGCCCUAGUUUCUGACCCAGAAGUGGCUCAGAAUAUACAAACAUUAAUUACCCUAUUGAAAACGCUGGGUUUUUUAAAACAAUAACAGUGUAUUUGUAGAGCUACAAUGGAACCACAUCGCAAAAAAACAUGUAAAAGGAAACACAUUGAAAUUACUGUUGAUGAUUCUGACAAUGAUGAUACGGCUGUGAAUGGUGUUCUAAAAAAUAAAAAGGUUUCAAUUGAUCCGAGUCAUAAUGUGUCAAAUUCUGUGGUAAAUUCUAUAUUCGUACCUAAAAAUACCUUAAAUUCUGAUCCUUCAACAAGUUCACAUACACAUAGUAUGUCUACAGCCCCCAAUGUCUGUCUGCCCCCCGUUCACCCCCAAAAUUUAAAUGGUUUCGAGAAUUUUGACUAUCUAGACAAACUAUUAAAUGAUAUAAAUUAUAAUGCGUAUAGUUUACCGUCAAUCAGGGCUCUGAUUGAUGAAAUUUCUCCAGAUAGGCCCCCGAUAAAUGACAACUCCACUAAUAUAGACAGCAAUAACUCCCAGUGCCGUGUGUUUGUUAAUGAUGCUAAAUUGACUCAGAUCAAUUUUGACUCUUUGGAUAAGCUUCUGCAUGAAAUGUAUAGAGAGAAUCAUGAUACUCUAGAGAGUGUAGUUGAUGUGGAAAAACAAAUAGGGGGAGGUUUGAACGACGGGGCUUACCGUGAUGAUUCUUUUAGCAUAAAAGUCCUGGGGGGUGGUGUAUUACAUGAUGAUCAAGUGGCAGGUCCUUCAGGUUUACAGGCCCCCCCUAGAGAUAGUGCCGGUGAUAGAAUUGGUGGGGAAGGUGUACAGCGUAGACAUAGACCUAUGUUUAACAAUUUCGAAUUGAAGCAACCUCUUAACUUUACACAUCUGUAUGACUUGGAUUCCUACGCUGAAGUUUUUACGGUGUUACAUGAAACGUUAGAGAAUAUGUUGAGUGAGGUUUCUAGAACGCUAAGACCCUCAGACGUUGUCCAGCUUGAAUUACGAGCGGGAUCCUUAGAUAUACCAGUGUAUGUAAAAAUGAGUGGAGCCAAUUUAAGUCUAGAUGAUUUUCUCAGUCAGAUUGAAGCUCUCCUUCAAAGUCAUAGUGAAAUUUUGGCUGAUGACUCUUUAAUGUUGAUUGUGCAGGUUAUUAGGUGCCCAGAAGGAGGUGGUGUAAGGAGAUGUUUGCAGACCUUAAUGAAAAGUGAGCUUAUUAGAAAAAAAGCCAAGCAUCUGAUUAUAUGUUACAACAGAGACAAUCAAUUAUGCUUUGCCUACAGCGUACUGAGCUUGAUAUUUCCAGAAUUCAGAGGGGCUUAUGAAAUGUGUAUGGCUGAGGCUUUAAAACUUCAACAGAGUGUGGGAUUAAGUGAACAUCAAAUGGUGUCGUUUGUAGACAUAGAUAAAUUUGAACAGGCCUUAGAUGUUAAAAUUGUGGUCUGGUACAGAUGUCCUCAAAAGGAUGUGUUCCUGAAUCACCAAACAGAUACUCGAGCAAAAAACAAAACUGUAUUUCUGUUUCUUCAUGAGAAUCAUUUCUAUGGUAUUGUUAACUUGAAAGGUUUUCUGGGUGCAGCCUAUCUGUGUAAUUACUGUUACACCGCCUACAGUAAUCGAUCUGGACAUCGCUGUGAAGGACACUGUAAUGUGUGUUUUUCCCCAGCCUGUAACAGCGAGUCCUCUGUAAAGGUAAAAUGUAACGACUGCAAUCGUUAUUGUCGAUCGCAGCUCUGUUAUGAUGAGCAUAAGAUUCUCAGAGAUAAAGCCAACAGUGAAAAACAGGUUUCUAUGUGUGACCUUUUAAAACUUUGUACAAGGUGUUAUUCUCUCUAUAAAUGUGACCCUACAAAGCCACAGACUCACAAAUGUCUUACUCCUUACUGUAAGCUAUGUAAAGCCGUGUUGUUACCUCACAGUGAUCAUAAAUGCUUCAUUCAAAUGCUUAAACCUAAGGAACCCACAGACAAAUAUGUGUUUUAUGAUUUUGAAUGUCGUCAGGAAGCUGGCGUACACAUUCCUAAUUAUUUGUACUGCAUGCACAUGGGUGGUGAAUCAUGGUAUUGGGAGGGCGAGGAAUGUGUGAAAAAGUUUUUUGAGCGGUAUCGUAGACCUUGUUAUGCAGGAUAUACUUUCUUGGCACACAAUGCAAAGUCUUAUGACAGUUAUUUACUGAUGAAUUAUUUAGUAUCCAACGGAAUUAACCCAAAUAUCAUAGCUCAGGGUAGCAAGUUGAUGUGUUUUACAGACGAAGCUUUUAAAAUGCGUUACAUUGAUUCCUUUAACUUUUUGCCCAUGAAGUUAAGUGCCCUGCCUGCUGCUAUGGGAUUUGAAGCCAAAAAAGGAUAUUUUCCUCAUUUUUUCAAUACUGUUGAAAACCAGAAUUAUGUGGGGCCAUUUCCUGAACCCAUUUACUAUGGUGUUCAGCAAAUGAUGUCUAAAGAUCGUGAUGACUUUUACAAAUGGUAUGAUUCGAUUAAGAUGGGUGUUUUUAAUUUCAGAGACGAAAUGGCAUUCUACUGCAAAAAUGAUGUUGAAAUUUUGAAAGAGGCCUGUAUCAAAUUCCGGACUGAGGUUUAUGCAAUAGGGCAGAUAGACCCCUUCCAAUGUACCACCAUUGCUUCACUGUGCAUGGCUAUGUAUAGAAGUAAAUUCAUGCCUAAAGACACAAUAGCGAUCAUUCCUCCCGACAAUUACAGUGAGCAGCAAAAAAGCUUUUCAAAUGCCUCGAUACAAUGGUUAAUGUAUGUAGCAGAAACUGAAAAUGUUUUCAUUCAACACGCUUUAAACUACGGAGAGCUUAAAAUAGGACCCUUUUUCUUGGACGGUUAUGCUGUGAUUAAUGGUAAGCGUACGGCUUUUGAAUUUGCAGGGUGUUUUUUUCAUGGUUGUCCCUUGUGCUAUGAUUCGGCCGAUGUAAACCCCUUAAGCAAAGUAUCGUGUGGUACGAUGCAUCAUCACUUUGAUGAAAAGAUUGAAACAUUGCAAAAGGUUUACGGGGUGGAAGUCAGAGUUAUUUGGGAACAUGAAUGGAACACCCUGAAAAAACAACCUAAAGUUCACGAAUUUCUGAUUCGUUCUGAUUUUCCAGAACGCAUAAAUCCACGCGAGGCUCUGUUUGGGGGACGUACAAAUGCCAUUACAUUACAUUAUGUGGCCCAAGAAAAUGAAAGGGUGGAAUACUUUGAUUUCACUAGUUUGUAUCCGUUUGUUAACAAAACAAAAGUGUAUCCCGUAGACCAUCCUACUGUAAUUUACCAUAAUUUUCAAGACUUGAGCCAGUACUUUGGAUUGUUCAAAUUAACUGUUCUGCCUCCUAGGGGUCUUUAUUUCCCUGUACUGCCUGCCCGCAUCUGUGGUAAAUUAAUGUUUACCCUCUGCCGUUCAUGCGCAGAAACACUAAACCAGACGGGGGUAUGUAAUCAUACCUCUGGAGAAAGAGCCUUGACCGGGACAUGGUGUAGUGUAGAGGUAGUUAAAGCUCUUGAGAAAGGUUACAAAGUGUCUAAAAUACAUGAAGUGUGGCAUUUUCCUCAGAAAUCUGACACUCUCUUUACAGGUUACAUUAAUAGUCAUCUCAAGGGGAAACAGGAAAGUUCAGGAUACCCUGCUCAUUGUACCGAUGAGGAGCGUAAAGAGCGUUAUAUUGCGGAAUAUUUUCAGAAAGAGGGGGUUCAAUUAGAUCCUCAAAACAUUAAUGUUAACCCUGCUAAAAGACAAAUCUCCAAACUAUGCCUCAAUAGUUUGUGGGGAAAACUAGCACAGAGAACUAACCAGCUCUCUACAAGCUUGGUAAAGGAUCCUGACCAGUUUUUCCAUUAUCUCUUUUCAAAAAGAUAUCAGGUUUCGCAUUUUUGUUUUGUAAGUGAUACUGUGGCUCAGGUUCAGUGGCGUUACGCUUCUGAUACCUAUACUCCCACAGGUAAUGUAAACGUAUUCAUAGCGGCAUUUACUACCGCUUACGCCCGGCUAGAGCUCUAUAACCUCUUGGAUCGUUUGCAGGGUCGAUAUAAAUCCCUAGCCAGUGUUCUCCCGGAUAAUUCUGGGGGUCCGUGUUGA
This is a messenger RNA of Acipenser ruthenus (sterlet), 4448 nucleotides long. RefSeq lists its product as uncharacterized. The transcript is spliced from 3 exons. NCBI's taxonomy places the organism in Eukaryota, Metazoa, Chordata, Actinopteri, Acipenseriformes, Acipenseridae. Gene Ontology annotation, biological process: DNA replication. Bases 504 to 4448 code for a protein of 1314 amino acids. The record is from RefSeq and is a predicted model, not a curated record. Gene Ontology annotation, molecular function: DNA binding; nucleotide binding; DNA-directed DNA polymerase activity.